Molecule: messenger RNA, 464 nt
Organism: Notothenia coriiceps (black rockcod)
Lineage: Eukaryota; Metazoa; Chordata; Actinopteri; Perciformes; Nototheniidae
Gene: sgcd
Product: sarcoglycan, delta (dystrophin-associated glycoprotein)
Exons: 8
Coding region: 1-453 (150 amino acids)
Biological process (GO): cardiac muscle tissue development; heart contraction
Cellular component (GO): sarcolemma; sarcoglycan complex
Source: RefSeq, a predicted model, not a curated record
AUGAGUCUGGUUUCGUCUGUGUACACUGUGCAGAGUGUGUCCCAGGACGGCAUGGGCAAACUAAGAAUAACAGAGAAGGGCCUGAAACUGGAGGGGGCCUCUGAGUUCCUUGAACCCCUCUAUGCCAAAGAAAUCCAGUCCAAACCAGGCCGCCCGCUGUUCCUGCAGUCAUCCAGAAAUGUGUCGGUCAAUAUUGUCAACAGCAAGAACCAGCUGCUCACACAACUUGUAACAGGAUCGAGUGGAUUUAAAGCAAAAGGCAAAUUCUUUGAAGUCAAAUCCACCUCUGGGAAGCUCCUUUUCUCCGCCGACGAGCAGGAGGUGGUGGUGGGCGCCGAGAGGCUCCGAGUGAUGGGGGCCGAAGGAGCCGUGUUCAGCAAAUCGGUGGAGACGCCACAUGUCAGGGCCGAGCCCUUCAAAGAGCUGAGGCUGGAGUCUCCCCCCCGGUCCUGACUGAUGGAGGC